GGGUCUUGAGGCUGUUCCCCACCACAGGCUUUCUCAAUGUUCAUCACUUCUCACUCGUCCAUUCUGCUCACUCAUGCAUUUCCACAAUCAGACCACAUCCUUUUGAGCUAAACGCAUAAAAGCGAACAUCGAAGUGGAUUUCAGUGCAUUCAGCAUCAGAUCAAAGAGAAAAGAAAUGUCGUGUCAGAAGGAUCUCUGUGUUUUUAUCUCAUGUGUGCUCCUCCUCAGUGUCCAGUCAAGUCAUGGUUCUGAGAUUAUUGGAGGGAAGGAAGUGACUCCACACUCGCUGCCUUUCAUGGCUCUGCUGGAGACCAAAACACCAGCAUGUGGAGGGAUCCUAAUCGAUCCUAAGUGGGUCCUGACUGCUGCCCACUGUGAAAACUUUUCCAGGAUUGACAAAGUGCUGCUGGGAGUGCACUCCAUUAAAGAAAAGGAAAAAGACUCCAGGCAGGUCCGAAAAGUGAAGAAACGUUUUCCUCAUCCCUGCUAUGAUAAGAUAGACUUCGUCAAUGACCUCAUGUUGCUGAAGCUUGACAAACCUGUGAAGGAAACCAAGACGGUGAAAUGUCUCAAGCUGGGCAGAACGGUGAAAGAGCCAACAGCUGGCAGCAGCUGUCUGGUGGCUGGAUGGGGGAAAACAAAUAACAUUGCCAAGCAAAUGUCAGAUGUCCUGAGGUCUGUCAACGUGACUGUGAUCGACAGGAUGAAGUGCAAUUCUCCAGACUAUUACAACCUCAAGCCUGUGAUCACCAGCAGCAUGAUAUGUGCUGGUUCAGAUGGUAAAAACAAUGCAGACACCUGCGGGGGGGAUUCAGGAGGACCGCUGCUGUGCAAUGGAGCACUAGUCGGAGUCACUUCUUUUGGAAGGAAGUGUGGCAUGAAAACAAAACCUGGAGUUUACUCUUUUCUCACAGAAAAACAUCUCACGUGGAUCAAAAAGACAAUGAAAUCGUCUGACCUAUAAUGAGCCAAAAAUUCAAAUGGUUGCUUUCUUGGUAAUCAUAUGCAACAAUCUUUUUACCAAGGAAAUGGAUUUGUAGUUAAAGUAGAUUAGUAACCUUUUCGUAGCUAUAAAUGUUGCUGCCAAGCUCACCGGUGUUUAUUCUACCAUCUGCAAAGCCAAAACUAGAACAAAUAUGUGGAUCAGUUUAUUACAGUAACCAAGUUGGACUACGUGCAGUAAUAAUGAAGUAUUACUUCCAGAGCCACAGAGUUGGUUAAUGAAGAGUUAAUGUAGGGUUACAGGUGACAUAAAGCAACAGCAUUUACUUCUAGCACAUUCGUCAUGCAGUUUUUCUAGAUGUAUGCUGUAAAAAUAGAAACGUGUUUUAUCUUUUGGCUAUUUAACAUUUAAUGAAGGGUAUUGACAUGUGUUAAAGGUACAAAAUUACUUCUAUAAUAUAAUAGUAUAAUAAAAGGAUGGAUGGAUUUGUGCAAUUAUAUAAAAACAAUCUCCUUGAAUUUAACCAUUUCCUCUGUUCAAUAGAAAGGGGUCUUGAAGUCAUGAUGAAGUUGAUGUAAAAACUUUUUAUUUUCUUAAAAAAAAUGGGAUUCCAAGGCUAUUCGCUAUUACAGUCUUUGGAUGUUAUUUUAUCUGAGACAUGUAAACCUACAGUAUAUUUUCAUAAUUCUAUUUGUAUAUUUGUGCAUUUCAAAA
Molecule: messenger RNA, 1657 nt
Organism: Acanthochromis polyacanthus (spiny chromis)
Lineage: Eukaryota; Metazoa; Chordata; Actinopteri; Pomacentridae
Product: granzyme A-like
Exons: 5
Coding region: 176-964 (262 amino acids)
Biological process (GO): proteolysis
Molecular function (GO): serine-type endopeptidase activity
Source: RefSeq, a predicted model, not a curated record